This is a messenger RNA of Naegleria lovaniensis, 699 nucleotides long. RefSeq lists its product as uncharacterized. The transcript has a single exon. The coding region runs from base 1 to 699 and encodes 232 amino acids. NCBI's taxonomy places the organism in Eukaryota, Heterolobosea, Eutetramitea, Acrasida, Naegleriidae. The record is from RefSeq and is a predicted model, not a curated record. Gene Ontology annotation, molecular function: oxygen binding; heme binding.
AUGUGUGAAUUCAUUUCUGAUACUAAACUUUUUAUUGAUCCAACUUAUCGUUAUUCCUAUCUGUCAAAAUUCAUUAAAUUUGGAAAAGAGGAUUUGACACUUGUCAAAGAGUUUGGUCAAAUGGUGUUGAAUCCACUCAUUCCGCGUUUGAUCGAGGACAUUGAAAACAAAAUGUCAAAUUAUGACGUGACGAGAGAGUUAUGGAGAGGAAAUGUUGAAUCAAUUGUGGACACAGAUAAAGUCAGUAAUCAAAAAAGCGAGAACAAUGAAUUUAUCUUUAAAAAGGAAAUUCAAAUCAUGUACCUCAAAAAAUUAUUCAUGAUUGACCAAGAACUCUCUUCGAAUGGCUCCUCUUCCAAAGAUCAAGUCGAUCCCUCUGUCAUUAACUAUAUUAAGGAAUUGGAUGAAUUUUGCCAAUUACAUUUUGAAUGUAAACAAGUGCCACUUGUCCAUUUGAGUGCCUACUUUGGAGUAUUAUCUGAUUUAAUUAUGGAAGAAGUAUUUGAAUCACAAAUGGCUGAAGCUUUGAAAAAGAAGACCUGGAUGGCCAUUAACAAAUUGUUGUGGAUUCAAAACGAUUCAUUUACUAAAGCUCAUGUGGAUGAUGCAAUGAGACAUUUGACAUCAUCAUCUUCGAGCUGCUGUCUAGUAACUGGAGCUGUUGGAACUUCAUGCUUGUCGAAAAACAUGAAUAAAUAA